UAAUAAUAAUAAUAAUAAUAGUCAUUGAGAUCUCCCAUGGCGGUGUCUCAACAACAACAACAACCGCAGGCACCACCACCAUCAUCACCCCACAGGCAUAGACCACCCAUCUCUCUCCAACCAUCCCACAAAUCAUCCUCAAGACCACCCUCCAAACCCGCCAAGCUCCUCCGCCGAGUUCGCUCCGUCUUUAGAUCAUUCCCCAUCAUUACCCCAGCAUCAUGCAAGAUGCCGGGUUCACACAGCGUCACACGUCACCACGUGGAUGGCCAUAUCCACGGUGGUACGCGCAUGACGGGAACCUUAUUCGGGUACAGGAAAGCGAGGAUAAACCUCGCUUUCCAAGAAAACCCUAGGUGUCUUCCCAGUCUUGUCCUGGAGCUGGCAAUCCCAACAGGGAAGCUGCUCCAGGACAUGGGGACGGGUAUGGUGCGGAUUGCGUUGGAGUGCGAGAGACACCCUUCGGAGAAGACGAGGAUGGCACAAGAGCCGAUAUGGGCUUUGUACUGCAAUGGGAGGAAGUCGGGGUACGCAGUGCGGAGAGAGGCGACGGAGGAUGAUCUUGUGGUGAUGCAGUUGCUGAAUGCGGUGUCUAUGGGAGCAGGAGUGUUGCCUACGGAUCAUGGUGAUAAUAAGGAAGGAGAGUUGACUUAUAUGAGAGCAUUUUUUGAGAGAGUUGUUGGGUCUAAAGACUCUGAGACUUACCACAUGAUGAGUCCUGAUCACACCACUCAUAAUGCCACUACUGAACUAAGUAUUUUCUUUGUUAGAAUCUGAUUCAUCAUCUUCAUCACUACCUACUUUUUACACACAAGAAAAAUAAUUAAGAACCUUAUGUUAUGUAGGUUUACUUUUACACAGUUUAUCAGUGUAUAAUUUAUUUAUAUAUGAUGAGACCAUACCAUCAAAUGAUAACUUAUUAAUCAUUGACGAUAAUUCAAGUACUAUGUAUAUUGUUUAUAUUAAUUAUUUGAAAAAGAAAUAUAUA
Molecule: messenger RNA, 988 nt
Organism: Cannabis sativa
Lineage: Eukaryota; Viridiplantae; Streptophyta; Magnoliopsida; Rosales; Cannabaceae
Product: protein MIZU-KUSSEI 1-like
Exons: 1
Coding region: 37-777 (246 amino acids)
Biological process (GO): hydrotropism
Source: RefSeq, a predicted model, not a curated record